AUGGAUUUGCAGACUUGUAUUGUUAUCCUAAUCUCUCUCUGCGUUUGUUUACUAAUUAGCUUCAUUUUCAGUCGUUUCUUCUCCUCAAAAACCAGAAAUACCAGAAAGCUUCCACCAGGACCUCCCACCCUUCACCUCAUUGCCAACUUCUUAUGGCAUCGAAAACCUUUCUUUGAGCUUGGAAAAAUCGUCUCUGAUCUUCGCAAAAGGUACGGUCCGAUCAUCACCAUAAAAAUUGGCUCCGAACCGACCAUUUUCAUCACCAACAACACUCUCGCUUACCAAGCACUUGUUCUAAAUGGUGCCAUCUUCGCAGACCGCCCAAAGACCACAUUUGCCGAUCGACUCUUUCCAAACAAACGUAAAGGCGUAAGCCUUUUCCCCUAUGGUGCAACUUGGCGCUCCCUCCGCCGAAACCUUACAGGUACAUCAGGAGUUCUCCACCCUUCUCGUCUUAUAUCCUGCUCUCAUAUCCGUAAACGUGUCUUGGACAAUUUAAUUCAUCGCCUUAAACAGGAUUCUGAACAUGAAGGAGGCAUCCAUGUAGUUGAUCGUUUUACGUACACAAUUUUUUCUUUGUUAGUUCUCAUGUGUUUCGGGGAUAAUCUUGAUGAGAAUACAAUUAGGGAGCUUGAAUGCUCACAAAAUAAAUUUUUUACCUGUUUUCCUAAAGUAAAAGUGUUUCUUAUCAUGCCAAAUUUGGGGAAGAUCUUAUUUAGAAAUCGAUGGAAUGAGUUUGUAAAUAUGCUUAAAGAUCGAGAAGAUAUGUUUUUGUCCUUGAUUAGAGCCAGAGAGAAAAUGAAACAAGGUGAAAAUAAGGGAGAAAACAUAGAUCAGUUUGUGUCAUACGUUGAUACCUUAUUGGAAUUACAAGUUCCAGGUGAGAACAAGAAGUUUGAAGAAGGCGACAUAGUAUCUUUAAGCGAUGAAUUUAUCAGUGCUGGAACUGAUACAACGACAACAGCAUUGCAAUGGAUCAUGGCAAAUGUGGUCAAGUACCCACGAAUUCAAGAAAAAAUAUCUUUAAGCUAUUUUUUUGGGUUCUAA
Messenger RNA from Pistacia vera, 1047 nucleotides. Its product is annotated as cytochrome P450 89A2-like. The transcript has a single exon. NCBI's taxonomy places the organism in Eukaryota, Viridiplantae, Streptophyta, Magnoliopsida, Sapindales, Anacardiaceae. The record is from RefSeq and is a predicted model, not a curated record. Gene Ontology annotation, cellular component: membrane. Gene Ontology annotation, molecular function: heme binding; iron ion binding; oxidoreductase activity, acting on paired donors, with incorporation or reduction of molecular oxygen, NAD(P)H as one donor, and incorporation of one atom of oxygen. The coding region runs from base 1 to 1047 and encodes 348 amino acids.